AUGCAACCAGAGCCUACUGCCGUAUCUCAACAUACACCCCCCGUUGACUCAUACCCAGUCAUUAUUAGUCCCACCCAGCAUGGACAUGACCUCGACGACGCUCAAGUCUCUGAUCUCCUCGACCGUGGGGAGAUCAGAGACUCUGCAGACGUCCCGAGCAUGUCGACACCAGACGGACCUGACGCGUCCUUGAACGAGGUUGACGGUCGCGAUGCCCCGCUCUCGGUCGGUCAAGUGAGCCAGCAUGAGAAUGCCUGGACUAGCCGCAGAAAGGCACCAAAUGCUGGAUCUUGCAUAGUGGCUUCUAUUGGGCAGUCGCAAACAACUUUUGAGGCAUUUCCAAAUGAGGUUCUCACACAUAUCCUAUCGCAUCUAUCACCUCAAUCCUUGUCCGCGAUUACAUUAGUGUCUCGUCGAUUUCAUGCACUAGUGACCACUCCUCAUGCUUGGAGAAUCGCCUUCUCGCGUUUCUUCCCAGGGCCCCAUGCUGUUGAGGAUGGUCGGCGUAGCGAUACCGAUGCGGCAGAUCUACAGUCGGACAGGCGUUUCUUCACGAGGCUGACCGCCCUAGCCUCCUGGCGUAGCGAAUACAUCUUGCGCACUCGCUUGAUUCAAUCGUUAUCUCGGGGCAAGCCGGCGCAGUUCAACCCGUCUAAGAAGCAUGGAACUGUACGUGCGGCAAGUACUCGCCAUGGCAGUGCCAUAGCGACGUAUACAUCACAGCUCCUCUUCCGGCCCGACAAGAACCCACUCUUCAUCCAUGGAGCGGCAGAGCAAGGAAUUGCGUCUGCCAGUGACCCGUCGACCGUAAAAGUCGGCACCUGGGGUGUCUCCGACCACCAAAUGUUCCGCCAUUUUGCAGAUAUGUUCCCUGGCGAGACCCAAUACGGCCUCGGGUCGGGUGAUAUAGUCGGUGUGCCCAACGUGAUGGACGUCAGUCAACCAUAUGGCAUGGUCUACGGCGAAGGCUGUCCCCAGGGCCGCAGCUACUUCAUCUCAGCGACGGAGCAGCGUGGUCGUUUCUUGGGAGCUUCGGAUUUGGGUUCCCACCCACCACUCGGCAUACCCGCAGUCAACAUGAUCACACAUGCUGUCUGUUCGGUGUGGAUUGCGAAGUCCCCUGACAUCCUCAAGAUGACCCAGGGGCUGGUGGGGAUGCUGUCUGGAUCGUCUUCGGGCGUGUUGACCGCGUACUCUCUAGGCCCUCACCCGGCUUACGAAAGACGAUUCGAGCCAGGUCAAGUGACUGCUAGAUGGGUACUGUGCCCCGGUGUUCCUAUUAUUGGCAUUGCUGUGGACGAUCAGUACUCGAUCAAGCGCCAUUCAGGAAAACGAAUUUGGGCUGUUGCUCUCAAUGCCCUAGGAGAAAUCUUCUACCUGACUGAACUUCCUCGGGCACCUGAGAUCCCACUAACAGCCAAACUCAACACCGAGCAACUUGACGAGGUGGCUUGGAAGACGGGUAGAAGUGUGCAUUGGGAUAUGGUCGAAGCGAGCAGACGUGUGGCACGCCCAGACCCCUUUAAUCGUGAAUUGGUCGAUGGCAGCUACAGUCCGCAAUCAUCGUCGGAUUCCAUGGGGCUCAGUGAGCACCAGAUUGCCGCUGAAACAAAGGAGAUUGAAAAAUUCAUGUCUUUCAAGCCCAAGCACUUCCGCAAGGUCUGCGAAAGCUGGGACAUGCAGCGCGAUCUUAAGGUGGACUUUGCUGGCGAUGACGGGUGCGGGGCAGGCGAGUCGGUCAUUAUCAUCGCUCGCGGCUCGGGCGAAGAUGCCAAGGCAUCGAUCCGGCGGUUUAUGCGCACUGCUUCUAAGUCUGAUUUUAGCUCUUCGGACACGCCAGAGCCCUUAUCGGGUACACCGGAAGCUCCGCCAUCACUAUUCGGCGGCCCAAUGAACAUAUCAAGUCCGACCGUCACCAGCAGUCUUCCCCCUUCUCGGUCCUCCGCACGGAUGGGCUCACCUUCGGCCAACAUCAGAUGGCGUCUGUCGGAUUUUGUUUUUGGUGAUCGCAAAUCUACGGAAGUGAGCACUAGUGCGUUGGAUACAUCCACUUUCGCUACACUCACAGCCGAAGAGGAUCCUCUUUUGGCUAUGUCUGGGAGCUCUACUUCGUCUGUAACAUCAUCCCCAAUGUUGCCACAUAUGGAUCGGCCGCGGUCGGGCCUAGAAGUUCCUGGGCAACGCGCUCGAUACCUAGCUGUUGGAACCCGUACUGGGAUGGUGUUUGUCUGGGAUAUCCGAGCUCCAGCGGCGAAGUCUGCGGAGAUCAUCAAUUCCAUCACCUCAUUGCGCACCAUCCAAACAGACUCGCCCCAGGUGUCUUCCGUGGCCAUCACGUCGUUGUACCUUGUUCAUGGCGGAAAUGAUGGCCUCGUGCAAGCGUGGGAUCCGCUAGCAUCAUCCACCAAGCCAGUCCGGACGAUCAACUCCCGGUUUUCGACUCGGGCCCGCCGUCGGCUUGUGCAAGCUGAGGCAUCUAUCCUAGGUGUUGGAAACAAUUACUAUGCCACAGGCGCUAUCUGCCUUGAUACAGACCCAACCGUUCUGCGUGGAAUGGUCUCGCUUGGCACCCACUUGCGAUACUGGUCUUACAGUUCUUCCGAGGCUGAUCAGUACAAGAGCAACAAACGCCGCCUUCGCCACUUAAUGCGUGGCAGCAACGGGGCUGGAGAAGGCCAACGCUUCAACAAUAGUGGUCGGGGUGCGAUCGAGGACUUUAUUGAAGACGAACGCAUAGAUAUGGAGCGUCAAAGGAUUGCCGACGAGAAAGAGCGAGCCCACUUGAGCGCGCGUUUCGGAAUCGACCUUCUUGGUCCAGAUAUCGAUGAGGAGCAGCUUUUGGCGUAUGCCCAGCUCCUGAGCGAGGAGGCAUGCUCCGCCAGUGUGCCUAAACCCACGGACAGUGCCGCAGUCUCCAGCUCGGCUACAAGCACUUCAUUCGAUACUGUUGCUCCUAGUUCGGUCGGCUAUGGCGAGAUCUCAUCCUCUUCGUCUCCCUAUCAAGAUCCCGCGGAUGAUAAUAUUGAUGACGAACUUGCCGAGGCGAUCCGUCUGAGCCUGCUUGACGAGCAAUGUGCUGCUUCGCCCUUUGACCAGACGUCGUCUAUUCCUAUCAAGUAUGCCAAGGGAGUACAACCGCCUCGACAGCCAUCGCCUGGAGCUGAAGCUGAGAGCAGUAGACAGCAAGAGAUGGAUGAUCUGGAGUUUGCGAUUCAGCUCAGCUUAGCCGAGGGCAAGAGUCGUGGGCAUGUACCUGCUUCACCGUCAGGCAAGGGCAAGGGGAAAGCCAGGGCUGUGUAG
Penicillium mononematosum is the source of this 3300-nucleotide messenger RNA. RefSeq names its product F-box and WD domain protein. Gene Ontology annotation, cellular component: proteasome regulatory particle, base subcomplex; cytosol; nucleus. The transcript has 4 exons. Gene Ontology annotation, biological process: proteasome-mediated ubiquitin-dependent protein catabolic process. Bases 1 to 3300 code for a protein of 1099 amino acids. The record is from RefSeq and is a predicted model, not a curated record. Lineage: Eukaryota; Fungi; Ascomycota; Eurotiomycetes; Eurotiales; Aspergillaceae. Gene Ontology annotation, molecular function: polyubiquitin modification-dependent protein binding.